AUGCUAGCGCGGUCUAGCAAGCGGUCGCCGCUGUCCCGGCUCGCCGUCGCGCAACAACGUCGUGGUGGUCCGCUCACCGGCUCCGCCGCAGCCUUGUCGACGUCGUCAACUUGGCAGUGGCUGAAAUCGCUCUUCUCGCCGCCAACGCCGGCACCAGUCACGCAAGCCAGUGGUCCGUCGAGCGUCGCCGCCGGCGCGCCAGCUGCUAUUGCGUUGCAGCCGCGCGGUCGGGUCACUGGGAAGCUCUGCGUCGCGGCGAUCGAUCCGCCCCCCAACUUUGACGCCUCGUGCGCCGCGGUUGCCCGUGCGGUGGCGGGCGCCGAGACGGUUCUUCUCGCCGUGUGCAAGGCUGACCUGCUGCCGCAGCUCUCGCCGGGCGAGCUCGAGUCGCUCCGGCGGCGGUUCGAACGGCGGCGACCCGGCGUAUCGUGCGCCUCCGCCUUUGGGGAGAGCAGCACUCGGCCGCUCGCAGCGGAGGUGCUGGCGCAGGCGUCCCGGGGCGGGCACAGCGAGCCGUUGGCUCCGCUGGUUGCACGCUUGAGCGCCCGCCCGGAAGCAGUCGAGGCUGGCUCGUGGCGGCGGGUGCCGGUCGGCGUCGGCCGCAAGGCUGUCCUCGAGCUGGUGGGCGACGGCGGCCGUGGCGGCGGGGGAGAGGUGUUGGGGAGGGCCGAGGUCGUGUUUCCGGGCGGCGGUGGCGGCGAGGAGGAGCAGGAGUUGGCGGAACUCAGCGCGGGUCUGCUGGCGAGGCUCUACUCCUUCAUGGGCGGGCACGCGCUGGACGUGGAGUGGGCGGGUGUGGGGUGGGUCUCCCUCUGCGCGCAGAGCCCGUUUGUCGUCACGCCGCUCUCUCCCGCCGGCUGCAUCGCGUCCGCCCGGAGGCCGCUAUACGCCCGCUCGGCGGAGCUGGGCGGGCCGACGUACGCGCCCUACCUGUCCGAGGCAGGGCUGGCGGAGGGCCUCGAGAGCGGCGAGCUGGCAAAGGGGCGUCUGCAAGUGACAUACAGCAACCCUCAGAAUGCGUUCGUGGCGGGCGGCGUCGGGCAGGCCCCGGCAGUGUCGCUCUUUGGCCGAAGGGCACUCAACCGGGCGCUGCACGGCGAUGAGGUUGCGGAGGAGCCGGUGGGCGGCCGCUGGUCUUCCUCUCCGCCACUCGCCCUCCCAAGGGAUGGCCGCUACCCGCCGUUUGAGCUGUCGGCAAGCUGCUCGCCCGGACAGCUCGCCGGUGGACACCAGUCAAGUGGACACCAGUCAAGUGGACACCAGUCAAGUGGACACCGGUCGGGCCAGCUAGUCGCCGCGAAGGUCGGCAGCUGGGAGGUGGAGCAGACGCACCCGUCGGCGACGGUGGUGCGGGUCCUGGGCGAGGCUGGGACGGCGGCGGCGGAGUCGGAGGCGCUGCUCGUGGAGAGCGACGUGCGGCUCGAGCCCUUCUCGGACGAGGUGGAGGCGUGCCUUCCGCCCGCCGACUGGAGCAUCUCCGCCCGCGAGAUUGCGCGCCGCCUCGACCUGCGCGACGCCGCGGGCGUCGACAUCUUCUCGAUCGACCCGCCCGGGUGCGUGGACAUCGACGACGCCCUUCACUUGCGCACUCUCUCGCCGGGCGUCUUCGAGGCAGCCUCGCGCGGCGAGACCUUCUACCUCGUCAACACGCGGGCAAACAUGAUCCCGCCGCGCCUGUCGGAGGACCUGUGCUCGCUGCACCCGCACGUCGACCGGCUCGCCUUCUCGGCCCUCUUCACCAUGGACGAGCGAGCAAACCUCCUCUCCACGACUUUUGCGAAGAGCGUGAUCCGCUCCGCCGGAGCCCUCUCCUACGCCGACGCGCAGGAGCGGCUAGAGAGGGAGGGCUGCCCCGAGCCGCGCACGGCCGCGCUGCAGACGCUCGGCCGCCUGGCGGUCCUGCUCAAAGGGAGGAGGGCGGCCAGCGGCGCUCUCUUCCUCGGCGUGUGGCAGCGCGUGAAGUUUGAGCUCGCGCCGAUCGAGGAGGGCGACGCGUCGGGUCCGAUGAGCCUUCCCACCGGCAUGGCGCUGCGCAAGCAGCAGGCGGCGCACUCCUCGCGCCUCGAGGAGGCCGCGGCGCACUCGCUCAUUGAGGAGUUCAUGGUCCUCGCCAACUGCGCCGUCGCGAGGCGCGUCGCCGAGGCGUGGCCGGAGGCGGCGCUGCUCCGCCUCCACCCGCAGCCGGAGGAGUCAAAGUUCGCCGCCCUCGCCCGCGCGCUCGAGCAGCAAGGGAUGCCCUUCCGGGCGAGCGGCGCGCGCGAGCUGGCCGCCUCCCUCUCCCUCGGAGCGCACGAGCUGGCCGCCUCCCUCUCCGCCUGCACUAAGCCGGGCGACCCGCACUUCAACCACCUCGUGCGCCUCAUCUCGACACGCUGCAUCGCGCCCGCAAAGCACAGCGGGCUUGCAGAGCCGACGUACACGCACUUCACCUCGCCGAUCCGGCGGUACGCAGACCAGGCGACGGUGAGCGACGCGUACGUUGUCCGCGUGGCCGAGUCGGGCGUGACGCUGCUCGUGCCGGAGCACGGCUUCGAAGGCUACUCGCACCUCGCCCCCCCGGGCGGCGCCAGCCCCUUCCGCUACGACAAGGAGCGGGAGGAGCUGUCUGCGGGCGGGUGCCGCCUCCGUAUGCUCGACCGCGUGCGGGUGCGCAUCUCCGUCGAGCUCGGCCCGCUCAGCAAGCCGCGCCUCGUUCUCGCCAUCGUCGAGCCGAAGCUGCCGAAGGGCGCGGCCGCCGCUCCUCGGCCGACGGCCUUCCAGGAGGCCAUCGCUGAGGAGGCGGCGACCCCGCGAGGGGGGCCGAGGCGGGGAGGCGGCAAGAAGGCGUCUCGGCAGCAGAGGUCGAGGGGCAACCCGAGGUCGGCCCGCAGGCAACCCGCGGAGUUCCGCGUCCAGCGGAGUUGACAGAGCGAUCGCGCAACCUGAACUGUCGUGCGAACGAUCGACUUUCUGUGGACUAUCGCAGCAUAUGCACGGCCCGAACACGCGCGGGGCGCAGCACAGUGCAGCACCAAUAUCUCUUUUUUAAGCCAUAGA
Emiliania huxleyi CCMP1516 is the source of this 3036-nucleotide messenger RNA. RefSeq lists its product as hypothetical. The coding region runs from base 1 to 2904 and encodes 967 amino acids. Gene Ontology annotation, molecular function: RNA binding; 3'-5'-RNA exonuclease activity. The record is from RefSeq and is a predicted model, not a curated record. Gene Ontology annotation, cellular component: exosome (RNase complex). The transcript has 14 exons. NCBI's taxonomy places the organism in Eukaryota, Haptophyta, Isochrysidales, Noelaerhabdaceae.